Culex quinquefasciatus (southern house mosquito) is the source of this 3709-nucleotide messenger RNA. RefSeq names its product zwei Ig domain protein zig-8 (gene dpr12). The record is from RefSeq and is a predicted model, not a curated record. The transcript is spliced from 8 exons. Lineage: Eukaryota; Metazoa; Arthropoda; Insecta; Diptera; Culicidae. Bases 2007 to 3065 code for a protein of 352 amino acids. Gene Ontology annotation, cellular component: neuron projection membrane. Gene Ontology annotation, biological process: synapse organization.
UCGGUGGAAGGUGCUUUCGGAAAAUCAUCUCGUCCGCCGCGCUUUUGGGACGUUUCGCCCUGUGUAUUGUGGGGGAAAAAAACGCGGAAAAGUCGGGAAAAAAGUGGAAAAUCUUUUUCGGAGGUGGAAAAGUGAGGAUUUUUGUGGAUUUUUGGUGGAGAUUCUGGAAAGCCGAUCGGGAAAGGAUAUUCCCCCGUCGAAAAUUUCGAGGAAAAUUGUGCAGCAAAAGUGCGUGGGAAAUUCCGGCACACAACAGUUUGAAAAUAAAAGGGAAAAAUCUCCCCCGAAAAGAAGGAAAAAAGUGUGAGUGCUCGCGGAGAGGACACGAAGGAGUGUGAAAAUCGAUUUCGUCCUGGCAGCUUCAGCGUGUGUGAGUGUGAGAAUGUUUUGAAGUUUAUUCGCCAAUCACGAAAGGACGAAAGGAUUUCGCGUGCUCGCACCUGGCGGGGCACACCGCGGUGAAAAACGGUGAAUUUCUCCCACAGUCUGGAUACCGCGGAGAAUCAGAACGUGACCACCGCAAAUCGACCUGCGAAACCGGUUUGGGGCACAAAAUUACUCGCAAAAAAAAACACCGACUACAUGUUUACAGUUUGUUGUUUUAGCUGCGCGAGGAAAAUUGCACUCACGUGCAGCACCAGUCGGUGAAUCGUGACCUCCCGGGGUUGUCGGAAAAUUCGUCGAAUCGCACACUGACCACAAGUUUAAAAAAUUUACACCACCCCCAGAAAAAAAGCACGUAAAUUUUAAGCAAAACCCUUAAAUUAUUCAGCGCAAAUAAUUCGCACCAAACAAAAAAAAAAGAAAAAAAAAGGUUCCAACUUGGUGGAGAUGUCCUGACUCAGCUGAUUUUGGAGCCGUUUUCCACGACGACAGCAUUUUUCAGUGUAACGAGAGUGAAAGGCGCGCAUAAUAAAUUGAUGCUGUUUAGUGCGGUGGAAUUUCCAAUUUUAUGACCCGGCGGUGCGGGUUUUGGGGAAGUUCGUGCUUGUGUGUUUUAGGGGGAAAAAAUUGGGUGUUGAGCAGUGAGCAAAAAAAAAAAAAAAAGUUAAAAGCCGGGAAAGCAACGUGGCACUGAAAUUUGGGGAAGGUUUUGUGUUCCGGUGGUGGUGGUCGUGAAAUGAGAGGAUAAAUAUCAAUACUAAACUGCGUGGAAAACGAAUCGAAUCUGGAAAAGGAAGGAUUUUCUGGGGUUUAACGUUCAGCCUGGUCAGCAGCAGCAGCAGCAGCAAGAAGGUGAUGAUUGUUUGAUAUUAAGCCAACGCCCACUCAGCUAAAAAAAAAAAACUUUUCUAAACUGGACAUUUCCGAGCAUAAAAUGCAUUUCCGGUGAAAAGUGCCGAGUGAGCUGCAUAUAAAAACACGCUGAAACCAACCGUGCUGUCUCGUCCACCAUAUUGCAACUUUUUCAUUUUCCUGCUUGACCAACUGAAAGAGGGUAAAAGAGAAACAAAAAAGUUCCAUCCACAAUGGAAAACUUGCGGGAAAUUGAUUUAAACGGUGUAAUGAAAAUUAGCUGAAUGCUCCUGCUCGGGUGGCUCGCUCGGAAAAUUCAACCUACCACGGAGAGAGGGGAGAAAAUUUCCCUCAACAAUGGCUGGCAGUGGGGCAGGGCAGUGAUGGCGUAAUGAUAACGUCACCGUCGUGGGAUGUCCAUCCGUUACGUCACUAGCAGAACCUGCAGUUGUCCGAACUGAUAUCGUGCUGGGGCGAGUUGAAAAGUUCCGGCUCGGAAAAUGAAGCAAGGAAAAACAAAAACUCCGCUGAUAGUUAAAUAAUGUGAUUAUAGGGAAGUGUGAUUGGGAAAAAGUUUUAUUCGCUUGUUUCUGGUGUGUAAAUGAGGGGAAAUUCCUGGAAGUAGCCACUCUUAAUAACUGGAUUCGAACCGGUUUGUUAGAAGAAAUCGACUCGGUGAUACAGGCUUAAAAUAGAAUUGUUCAAUUAUAACUUGGGCACGGAAAAGUUUUGUGAAAUUUUGGUUGAGGAAAAACAGCAGAAAAGGCAUUAUGGCCGCCAUGAUGAUGGAGCUGAAGCUGAUUAUUUUGUGUUUGCCGUCGAUCCUGCUUGCCACCACGCUGGAAUCAGAUAACAAAUCAAUACUGGCCAACUCGGACUGGAAGCGGCUGUGGCUGGAAACGGGCCAGCUGGCGGCGGGCGGUGGCAGUGGGAGUGGUGGCAGUGAAACAACCAGCCGGACGGCAUCGGCCGUGGCCGGCAACGGUGGCAUCGGGGUGGUCAGCGCCGGGAUCGGCAGCCCCCGGACGGACAAUCACCUCGACAGCAGUGACUCGGCGCUGCUCGAUGAUGGGGAGGUGAUGGCCCACAAUACCACCGUCCAGCUUGGCGGAGUCGCGUUCCUGGUCUGCAAGGUGGCCGGCGUGGACAGAGUGGGUGCUCAUUGGAACCAAAUCUCGUGGAUCCGGCGGCGGGACUGGCACAUCCUGUCCAGCGGCGCCCAGAUGUACACCAACGACGAGCGGUUCGCGAUCCUGCACACGCCCGGCUCGAACACGUGGACGCUGCAGAUCAAGUUCGUGCAGCGGAGGGACCACGGCACCUACGAGUGUCAGGUGUCCACGCCGACCGGGGUCAUCUCCCACUUUGUGAACCUGCAGGUGGUGGUCCCGGAAGCGUUCAUCCUCGGUUCCGGCGAGCUGCACGUGGAUAUGGGAUCAACAAUCAAUUUAGUUUGCAUAAUUGAGAAGAGCCCACAACCGCCGCAGUACGUGUACUGGCAGCGGAACGACCGGAUGAUCAACUACGACGACUCCCGGCGGGACAUCUCGAUCGAGACGGUGCCGGGGCCGCGGACGCAGAGCCGGCUCAUCAUCCGGGAGCCGCAGAUCAACGACUCCGGCAACUAUACCUGCUCCGCGAGCAACACCGAGCCGGCGAGCAUAUACGUGUUCGUGUCGAAAGGUGACAACACGGCGGCGAUAUCGCGCCGGAAAACGAGCGGUGCCGCCGGGGCGACCGUGGCCGUGUCCUCGCUGCUCGCCGACUGCCUGUGCGUCAUCCCGGGCCUGAUAGCGUCCUUUCUGCUGACGGCCCGGUACGGGGCCUGAACCCUGAACCCGAACUCGAUGACGACGACGACGACGACGAGUGUUUCCGGGCCUAAAGCCGCGGUCUAGGAUAGGCUAAUGGAAAGGAAGAAGAAAAACAAAACAAAGAGGACCCUCUACACUUCCGUUUGUACAUUUUUGUCUGACCAUUUUUUUUUUAUUUUGUUCUGUUCCUACCGAUAGUGCGGGGGAAAACGACGAACGAAACUGAAAAUUAAUAAAACAAAAACUGUAGGAUAAUUUUUGUGCGAAAAAAUGUGGGAAUGCUGUGUGCGUGUGAAAAUUGAAUUAAAAUUGGAAUUGUAAAUCAUGUGAUUGUGAUGCGAGAGUGAGGGGAAUUGCAAUAAAAAAUGUGACCUCUGGAGAAACUAUUUUUAUAGGGCAAGUGAGUCUGUUUGAAGAUUAUUCAUUUGCAUGAUUGAUUUCAUCUUUUCAAAUGUUUGGUCAAAGAAGCAUGAACAUAACUAAUGCUCUUAACUCAAUUUCGAAUAAAAGAUUUAAAAAAUUACAAUAUUUUUUGACUCAUUGACCCCUUGUUAUUAAUUCCGUCGUUAAACUACUUACUUUUCCUGUCAUUCUUGAACGAUGAAAUAGCCUACUUUUCUGUACCAAAAAUAACAGAAUCGAACAUUUUUUGUUAUUUA